Molecule: messenger RNA, 2833 nt
Organism: Penicilliopsis zonata CBS 506.65
Lineage: Eukaryota; Fungi; Ascomycota; Eurotiomycetes; Eurotiales; Aspergillaceae
Exons: 1
Coding region: 320-2755 (811 amino acids)
Source: RefSeq, a predicted model, not a curated record
UUUGAACUCUAUCAAUCUUCCCAAGUUCAAAACCCAAUCGGAUCUUCCAUUCGGCAAAAAACACCUGGAUCUACAGGGUCGGAGUAGGAUCAACUACCCCUAAUUUAUCAUUUCCCACUGCAGUCAUUUUAAGCGAUCAAAUUCUGGUGUCUAGCCAGGGCACUAUUUUCGAACUAAUAGAUUCAGUCUCCUGGCCAAAAUUAAAAGUCAAUCAUGUCCACUCUUUUCUUUUUGGCUCCUGUCUCUCUCUCUCCGGAGUCUCUUCUCUUUCUGGUCACUCUCUUUCCAGUCACUCGUUUACUGAUUAAAUAGCAUUUUCAUGAUGAGGAGAGCAGUCCUCCUCGCCGGAUUGGCCCGCGUGGCAAUGGCGCUGACCAUUCCUGCCAACACGGCGACGACCACCUAUACCAGCGUGGUCACCAGCGUGGUCACCAGCGUUAUCACCACCAGCGCACCCCAGACGACGACCAUGACUACUUGCUCUGUCAAUACCGCGGAUCCCACGACCUGCUCCGAUCUUUACUUUUCUUCGUUGGGUUAUUACUGGGAGAAUAUAUGCACCUCGGCUGCGUUGGUCGGCGGAAGUACACUUACAGUUCACGGUGCAUCUAAUCAGUAUCAAUGCUACGUUUACCUUCGGGUCCUCGGCUAUAGCGCCCUUGAAUAUGACGCCUCCGAAGAAAUAUGCUAUGUCGUGAAUGGCGCCUACACGCUGACAACGGGGGGGUCGGCGACGGGGGCUUUGGUCCGCUACACCUCCAACCCCUGCGUCAUCACAUCCACCUUAAUGACGACCGAGGUGCUCACCGAGACAUCGACUGCUGUAUACACGACGGUUUAUGUCUCGACCAUUACCCCUUCGUCGACCCCGACCCCUGUGGCAUCUUCAUCAACAUUAACAUCGUCGUCAGUCCUGGCUUCGUCAGCGAUCUCCAGCAGCAGCAGCAACAUUCCGCUCUCUUCCUCUUCAGCCUCGUCGGCCCGGGUAUCUCCUUCUCGUUUCCCUUCACGACCUUCUAGCAGUUCGCCUGCCUUUUCCUCUAGGCCAGUUCAGCGUUCCAGCUCAGUUGUCAUUCCCUCAGGAACACGGUCUGUUCCCUUCCCGGCACACUCCAUUCGGCCAUCAUCAGUUGCCUCUAGCAGCAGUCCUUUGUCUUCGACCACAACACUAUAUGUGACCAAAACAGUGAAAUCCACUACUACCAUCUGUACUUCCACCAACAGGCCGUCAUCUUUGGCAUCAAGUGGCUCCCCUCAGACAGCACAGUCCUCCUCAGCCUCAAUCGGCGCUGCUACCAACACGCAAUCAACCGGUGCUACAACUAACACUCAGUCAUCUUCGACGCCAACCGGCUCUACUACUCAGACAACACAAGGAUCCUCGGGAUCGGGUGCUACUACCAAUACGCAGUCAUCUUUGACAUCCAGCGGUGCUGCCACAAACACGCAGUCAUCUUCGACCUCAACUGGUUCUACCACUCAGCCAGCGCAGACAUCAUCAGCAUCAACCGGUAUCACCACUGCGACUACCAACCCUGGUUCACCUGGUGGUUAUACCACUUCCACUGUCCUUACUACUCGUACCGCCACUAUCACCGCUUGUCCAUCUUGGGUGACCGACUGCCCAGCAAGAUCGAAGACCACCUUCCUUACUACUGAGACGCUUGUUGUUUCCACUACCAUCUGCCCUCUCACAGAGACCACGCCGACUUACACACCAACAUUGACUGGCGCUGGUUACACUACAUCCACCAUCCUUACUACUCGUACUGCUACUAUCACAGCCUGCCCAUCUUCGGUGACCGACUGCCCGGCUAACUCCAAGACCACCUUCCUUACUACUGAGACUCUUGUGGUUUCUACCACUGUCUGUCCCCUCACAGAGACUACGCCGACUUACACACCAACGUCGUCAUCAUCAACUGGCGCUGGUUACACUACAUCCACUAUCCUAACCACUCGAACUGCUACUGUUACGGCCUGUCCAUCUUCAGCGACCAACUGCCCAGCAAAUUCAAAGACCACAUUCCUUACCACUGAAACUCUUGUGGUUGCCACCACCGUCUGCCCCCUCACGGAGACUAUGCCGACUUACACACCAACGUCUUCAUCAUCAACUGACGCUGGCUACACUACUUCUACUCUUUGGACCACUCGCACCGCCACCAUCACGGCCGCCAAGACCACCUAUGUGACGACCGAAACCCUCGUUUUGUCCACAACAGUAUGCCCUGUGACGGAAUUGUCCAGUGGUGGCAAGACUGGUCAGUCCGAGAGCACAUAUCUGACGACCGAGGCCCUCGCAGUUGCUGGUAUUUCUACCGCCGCCGCCGCCGCCACCACCGCUACCGUGACGGUUGAACACUGUGCAGAUGGACAGAACCGGUGCCCAGCCUCUCUGCGCGAAACAUACACCACCACCGUUGUUCUGGUCUCUGCGAUCCCUACUGCCUCUUCAGAGACAACCGCCACGGUCUCUCUUGCAACGGGUUCCACUCAGCUCCCCAGUACCAUCACUGGCCAUGGUUCUGCCCCCUCUCACCCUUACUCGGGAACACACGGGGACAACAGCACGGUCUCAAGUUCCAGCGGUGUCAGCGGCGUCAAUCCAACAACAUCCACCAACCGACUCUCUACAACCUCCAGCUCGGCAGUGGAUGCAGUCUACACCGGUGCAGCGUCCAAGAUGCACCACCAGCUAAUGGACCUGAUGGGAUUGAUGAUUAUGGGAAUGGCUACUUUUAUGCUCUUCUAAACCACUGUAUAUACAUACACCGAUAUUUUUUAAUUAAUUAUUAUCUAUUCUUUUCUCUAUUCAUACUUAAUCUCAGUA